Molecule: messenger RNA, 855 nt
Organism: Choloepus didactylus (southern two-toed sloth)
Lineage: Eukaryota; Metazoa; Chordata; Mammalia; Pilosa; Megalonychidae
Exons: 1
Coding region: 10-855 (281 amino acids)
Source: RefSeq, a predicted model, not a curated record
AAUCUCAGCAUGAGAAACACGAGCAAGGAGCUGCAUGGAGCAACCAGCCGUUAUGCUCCCUGUGAUUGGUAUUAUCAUCUUCCAGCAAAGUGGUCUGAGAAGGCAGUAGAGGCCCCACCAGCAUCCCAGAUCCUGGGUCUCAAUGAUUUGGGAGAAUCACACAAUGGGAAUACAUUUGUGACUCGCAGAUACUGGAUAAAAGAAACAGACUCAGAAUAUGUCAAGCUGGCAAAACAAGGCGGCAGGCCUGAUCUGCUGAAACAUUUUGGCCCUGGGACCAGGAAAGGCUCCCCGGUCACGUACUCAAUGCCAGAUUGGUAUAUCCACCACAGCAAACCACCGACAGCCGACCAGAGAGAAGUCCCUGCUGUCUUCAUGCCAGAUUACAUGGUUUAUGAAGAAUUUAGCCCCAGUCAGGCCAACGGUAUCUAUGAAUCCAGAAGAGGAGGGCCUUUUGACUUUGACAUGAAAACCAUUUGGCAACGAGCCGAGGAACUUGAAGAGAGAAAAAAGGUGAAACUGCCAGCAAUUAACUCGAGGCAGCCCAGCAAAGUGGGAAUCCCUGUUGGCUCUAAAGAUUCGGCAGGAAGUAGAUUGUCCUUCCCUCCCAUGCCUGGUCAAAAAAAUAGUUCACCCACAAACUUUUCCAAGCUUAUUAGCAAUGGUUAUAAGGAUGAGUGGUUACAGCAGCGGGCCAAUUCGGGAAAGAGGACUCCACAGACCCCCAGAAUGCCGGCCUCAUCUCAGUCCACGGAAGACCCUGAAGGGCACCCGGAUGCAGAGAUGCCUGAGGAUGCAGAGGUUCCAGAAGGUUCUGAGAAAGCUCCAGGUGCUGCAGCAUCUCCAUCUGCAUGA